UCUCUCUCUCUCUCUGUAGUGUUCCAUGCUUCAUUCCAUGCAUGCAGUGAUCUGUUCAUUCUCCUCUCAUCCCUGUCUCUCUCACCAGUAUUGUCCUCUCUUUUACACUGUAGGUUGUUCCCUCACAUGCACUUCAUCUGCCAUACUCAUGUGCUCCCCUUGGCCGCUGUAAUAUAACCUCUACAGCCUCAGUAAUGGAUGCUUAGAGGUGAUUUUCUCAUUGCCAUCCUCUCCCUUCCUUGUCUGGUUUGAGGAGUGUGUUGUGAGCCGCCCCAGCCUUUGUUAGUGAGGCCAUGACACAUCAGUAGUUGCACAAAAGACUCACAUUUCACCCACAACAAAGAUGCUGCCACAUUUGCAUGAGAUGACCAUCAUUUAGAAAGGCUUAGGGAAGAGCAGUUGUGUUGUGGUAUUAAAGGAAAUGCAAAGAAAGUGGCCAAAGAGCAGUUGUGUUGUGGUAUUAAAGGAAAUGCAAAGGAAGUGGCCAAAGAGCAGUUGUGUUGUGGUAUUAAAGGAAAUGCAAAGGAAGUGGCCAGACAAAUAUAGCAUGCUGACAUAUCCUGUCCUUGCUUGCCUUCAGUGGUCAGAGUUCAUGGACGGGAAGUGUCUUAUCUCAGUGUGUGGAAGUGAAAUUAUUUUGCUUGUUAACCACAACUCACUACCCUGGCUGCAUGCUUUUAUUGAUUAUUAAUUUAAAGGUAACAUGCACACAUAUCUUGUCCUUGCCUGAUCAGUGGUCAUAGAAGAUAAAUUUUAUAUCAUAGUGGAAAUGAAAUAAGUUUUCCUGCCAGCCAUGCCUCACUGCCUUGUCUGGAUGUUUUUAUUGAUCAGUUUAAAAAGCCUUAAAAGUGUAGUGGCAGAACAGGCAAGGUUGACUGAACUGUUGUGUCCUGUUGGUGAUUACUGUGGUUGGUAUGGUGUGCAGCUGAGUGUGCUGUCAGUGGUGUGACUCUUGGCCUCUCCUCUCAUGGCUCAACACUGCAGGUCAAUCCUCUUUCCUUCAAAACAUGAGGCAUUGUAGUGGCAGCACCUCCCAGCCCCCUGGUGGUGCAUCACACCCUCCUCACUGCCAUGCACCUGCCAGCCACCCCACCACCUGUUCACUCCAACCCUUAUAAGUGCUGUAAAGCCUUCCCUUCACAUCAUCCCGCCUCAUUCAUGGGUCAGUGCUGCAUGGCCUUGCAUGCUGAUGUGUUGAGAAAGUUGAGAAAGACAUGUUUUUCUAUAAACAUGAUUUUUAUUUAUUUAUUUAUUUAUUUUUAUUUAUUUAUUUAUUUUCUUAUUCUUUUGUAUUAUUUAUUAUCCUCUUGGUUUAUGUUUACAUUUACAUUCUGUCAUUGCACUUUGUCUUGUGCAACACUGUCGUGAUGUGUGGCUCUCUGCAAGCAGCACCAUGGCCCCAGCAGAGUGCCUCCAUGCAUGUAUGCAUGUCCUGGGUGUACACCACUGUCACUCAGUCUCACCACCACCACCACCACUGCAGGAUGUGGAUCUGCAGUUAUUGUACUCUUAUUUUUAAAGCUGAUUUUGUGAAGCUUUUAUUUAUACACUGUUUUCAUGGAGAAUUAACCUCACAUGAACAGAAAUAAAGGUGCAAGUGAAAGGGUGAUCCCUGCAGUACACCAGAGAGGUUAGGGCGGCUGAGGCAGGAACAGGCAGCCAGCAUGAGUGAGGUGUGAGGCAGCACCAUGUGUGGCGUGCUGCUCCCCUGUGAGCUGUGAGGCUGGCCUGUGCUGAGGUGUGAAUUCUGUGGUGGCGUGAUGCAUGCCUAGUGUAAGUAGCAUGGCGGUGUGGUAAGGAGGUGGCAAGCAUGGAGCCGUCAGCCGCCCUACAGGAAGAUGAGACAGACUACGGAAGCAGGGCAGGGCUGCAGCAGCGGGUGGUGGAGCUGUGGUCCUGCCAGGCGGGGCUGCGGCUGCGUCACCUCCGCCAGGUGGUGGGCAGAAACCUCAGUGGCCAUGGGCACCACCCCAUCCCAGUGCCCUCCUGCCCCCUGCCGUCCAAGAGGCCCAGAUCCAAGGCCACCAUGGGGUACUACUUCUCCCUGCACGCCCCAUCCAGCAAGGAGGAGAUCUAUUCCAGUGAGCUGCAGAGCACGUCAAACCCCAACUGGGUGGACAUCGAGGUGGAGAACAUCAGGCCCAUCAAUCGCCAGUCACUGAGAGGAGUGCUGGUGCGACUGUGGUUCCGGUCAGAGGGGGAGGAGGCCCAGCUGGUGACGUCUUGGGGCAUCCACUUCAGCGGGCUCAUCCCAGUGGGCAAGGCGCUGCCCUACGACCAUGAGAAGUUCCGGCCCAACACUCUGGUCUUCAAGCUGCGCCACAUUUUCUACACGGCGCCCGGUUGCUACCAGGAUCACAGGAAGCAGCCGCUGCCACCCCUCCUGCGCUUUGGCUUCUCCCUGCCACUCUCAGAGACCAAGCCGAGCUACACUGUCAGCGCCCUGUCAAGACUGCACAGCACCAAGCGGGCCCAGCGGCAGCAGGAGGUGAAGUGCCAGGAGACGCAGGAGAUGCUAGAGAUGCGACACAUCACCAGGACCGCCCAGAGUCACAUCAUGGGAUCCAAGGUGGAGGACUGCCGCAUGAGAGUGGCCUUACUCAGGGACCAGCUGGAGGAGGAGAUAGACAAGCUGCGUGGCCUUAAACUCUCGGCGGACAACCUCGACAACCAGAACCAGGAGAAAGGCCUGGAGCUGCUGGAGGGGUACCAGGCCCUGCACCGCCAGCUGGGCACGGUGCGGACGCUCUCUAGCCAGGAGGGCACCAAGCGUGACUCCCUCAAGAAGCUGUCAGACUGCCUCAGCACCUGGCGCAAGAUGCUCAUCGCCCAGCUGCCUGUCGUCUAUCCUAUCAAGCAGGGCAGUGACGGGAAGUACCGGAUCUGUGGCGUGCACCUCCCUGAUGCUGAGAACUAUGACGGCACCAGCGAGCGCACCCUGAGUGUGGCACUGGGAUACGUGGUGCAUGUGGUGGUGCUCCUCUCCCAGCUGCUCAACCUGCCCCUGCGCUACCCUCUCCGCCCCUACGGCUCCACUGCCACCAUCAAGGACACCACUUCCCUCCUGCUGGCCGACACUGCACGGGAGUUUCCACUGUACACUGGUGGGAAGGAGCGGGAGAAGCUGCAGUUCAACUAUGGGGUGUUUCUGCUGAACAAGAACAUAGCCCAGAUGAGGUGGUACUGCGGCAUCCCCACCCCGGACCUCAGACCAACCCUGGCCAACCUGCACUUCCUGCUGGCAAAACUGAGCCAACCCAGCGUGGGGACCCAGCCACCCACCCCUAUGCCUGACGUCAUGAUACCCGUGAGCGCCGGCACCACCUCUGUCACCCUGGAGGUGCGGACACCCCCGAGCCUCCUGCAGCAGCAGCACUCCCCCAGGUUGCCCCUUAACCCUCUGGGCCAGGCCCGUUCCACCAGCCAGGACAGUGGCCGCAAUGCCCCACCUGAGGAGGAGGAAGAGGACAUACAGUCGCCCUGGCAGCCAGCAAAAUCUGGCAGCGAGACCACUUCAAGCGACGUGUCCCCCGUGAAGGCGUCGCGGCUGUGCGUGCGGGAGGCGGUGCCAAUCACCAGCCCCACCUCCUCCACCGGCAAGUUCAUCUUUGUGGACCAGGUACCCGUGGGCCUGGGACCGGUGGUGCAGCGGGAACUGAGCCUGGAGGAGCGGCUGGCCUACACCAAUGGCCUCAGCCUCUCCCUGGAUGGCCUCAACCACAUUGAGCAGGACCCCUACUACAGGAUCAAGGAACUCUCCAGCUGUGAGGACCUCAACAUGCUUAGCAACGUGUCCAAGGUCCUCAACUACAGCCGUGGGUCCGAGCCGAGCCUCCUGGCCAAGGCGGACGCCCCCGCCGAGGAGGAAAUCCUGCCGGUGUUCAAGGAGCCAACCACAGAGCUGCUGCGGUCGUGGCAUGAGGACGACCCGUCGCACUACACGGGCGCCCUGGAGGGGGUGGCUGUGGACAGGCUGGAGGAGAUGGGGGAGGAGUGCCACGAGAACUUCAUGUUGCCCUCUCGGGAGAUCAACUCUGAGGACAACAAAGACAGUGAGUGUCCCGCCCCCAGUGAGGUAAAGGAAUGCCUGGGCUCGGAGCAAACCUCUGAGGGAACUCCAGACUCAACAGAGACCUCCAACCCAGAAAAGCCUUCGGACAGGAGUGGGUCCAGGGGCAGCCCAGAGGUCCCCAGAGAGGAGAAAGACAAGGAGCUCUCUCUGUCAGAAUUUGGAAUAACUGAGGACAUGUUUUUGAAUGACGUUGCCUUCCGGACAGCCGCCCUCGCCAGCCAGAACUGUAGCUUCAAGAUGUCCUUCUCACGGCAGAGCACAGAGGAUGAGUACCACUAGCAGACAGAAUGCAUAGGAGAUUUUUCUUAUGUCCUGUUUUCUCCAGUUUUAUCAUUUAGUGACAUUUGGCUAGUAAAGGUCAGUUAACUAUCCCCUAAGUAGCCACCCAUAAAAAAAGCUUUAAUGACAUUAAUUAGCAGAGAAUGUACAUUGUGAGCUGCCCCUGUAUAUAGAUUCAGAAGUUUUCUACAUGUCACUUUCUACCAGGCAUCAGCGAGGUGUCCAAGAGGCACGUGUGGAAGGCUCUAGUCCGGCUCUUAGUACGAUUCCAAUAGUUUUCAAUCCUUAUCAGUUUCUGUAAAAAAUCCAUGAGAGAGAAUCUGUUAAAACUUAGAGAAUGAGACGCUUUAAGUACAUGCAUACAUAUUUCCUGUUUUGUGUUAGAGAUGCAGGGCACUUUGUUAUGAGCUGUCAGGAAAGACUAUACUGCAGAUUUUUUUUCUUUUUUCCUUCCUGUGUAUGGCUGUCCUGAGUUGUGAUGUCACAGCCACCACUGAAUUUCAUGUCUAUAACUUGAAUAGAAAUUAAUACAUGAAUUCAUUAACUGCCUCUAUAUCAACAACUUCACAAACAAUAAGAGGAACUAGGGAUGUGAUUUACUUGGAUCAGGUAAUUUCUCUUAUAUCAGCACCUCCACAAAGAGUAAAGAGAAGCAAGGAAUUAAUUGGUGGAGGCUCUGCUGUUGCUAUCUUGUUCUCUUGUAAGGAAUGUGACAUCAAUAUUUUGAAACAUUCUAUGGAGCGUGACAUCACUACUCCAGGCAGUGGUACAUGUACAUGUGCAUCUGACCGGCUCUCUGCUGUGGAAUUUGCAACCAUAACUGUGAUAUAUCUUGUGGCAGUGAGGCACGUUGUACAGCGUUGCAAGUUGUCUCACCGUGCUGCAAGGCGGGGCACUGGGAACACUGAAGGAGAGCAGUAGCCUGGCAGUGGAGGGAAGGAGUGUGUCUGGCAACCCUGUAAAGUGCUGCUCCCCACAACACCAUUUGGAAAGUGCAAGUUUGAAAAAAAUUAUAUACUUUUUUUUUUUUAUGGAAGUAGAAGAGAUGAAAUGAGAGGUGACACUCUUAGGUGGAUGUUGUGAGAUAUUAUGAAAAAAGGUGGAAAAGCAAUUUUAUGUAUUUUCCUUUUUUGUAUUGCUUGGACAUUGGAGAAAUCAAAGGAGACAUAAGUGCUAAACCAGUAGAUGCUGAUAAAGCAACUAGCUACUCUACCUACCUGUAAGAGAGGGAGAGAGAGAGAGAGAGAGAGGCAGUUACAGUAUAUAUCUUUUUUUGAUUAUGAUUCCUGGGCAGCUUUUGCUUCCCAGACCUGAAAUUAUGCAAGGAUCCUGAAGCCUCCCACUGGCUGCAGCACUGAGGCUGCUUUGAUCUGUGAGUGAGUGAGUUUAUUUUUGUAGCAUUUUAUUUUGCUGUAUUUUGGGGGAGUGUUCAUGGUGGGGGAAGACUGUUUGCAUUUCCUUCAUUCACACACACACACACACACACACACACACACACACACACACACACACACACACACACACACACACACACACACACACACACACACACACACACACGUACAUGUAUGUAACUUGUUAUGUUCUUUGAGAUAGCUAUCAGGGAGGAUUAUUACUAACCUUUGUUACAUAUGUAUUCCACAGAUAUUUUACACAUUAUAAUGAAGUCUUGCUCACUUAUUUUGUACCUGUGUGUGUGUGUGUGUGUGUGUGUGUGUGUGUGUGUGUGUGUGUGUGUGUGUGCAUUUUUAGUGAAGAGGUCAGGCUUAAAUCUAUGUUACUACAUGCAUUUGGUCUGUCUGUCUGUCUGUUUUCACAGCAAUUAAGUUGAAUUGGGUGAUAGAAUCCAACACCAUCCCAGGCAUAACAGUCAUUCCUGAGCAAAAGAGGUGAAUUCCAAAAAGUUUCAGCAUUAUCAGAAGCUGUAUUGUGAGAGGCAUCAGGUACAGGAAAGACAUUCUAGGUCUGUCUGUUCUUGUUCCCAUGCUGAGAGCAUUUAGUGAACAGUGCAGUCUUUUUUUUUUCUCCAGUGUGCUUUGUGCAGCAUCACUGCAUGCAGAUGUCUAGUGUUACUCACUGGCUGAGUAUGAAUGCAAGUGUGUUGAUUUUCUUUUUGUUACAUUUGAUGGUCUAACCAGUGUGUGUGUGUUUGUGUGUGUGUGUGUGUGUGUGUGUGUGUGUGUGUGUGUGUGUGUGUGUGUGUGUGUGUGUGUGUUUUAUUCCAAUCCCAGAGGUAGAAGUACCUUAUUUACUGGCUCACAAAACACUCCCUGUUUUACAAGGACAUUUUUAGAAAAGUUUUCAUUUCAUAAUGAGUGCAUGAGAUGCAGGAUAAACUAUAUUUUCUGGGAAGAAGUGCAUCUUAUACACUCUGGAUUGUUAUAUUGUACUGUGUGUAUUGGCUGGCUGAAGCUUGAACCAAGGAUUUAAUUACUUUUGAACAAUGCCAGUGUCAGGAAUAGUAACAACACAGAUCUGCUUCACAUGUGAAUGGGUAACAUUCCCAGAAAGCACUUGACUGAAUAAAAGAAAUAGAGGUUG
Messenger RNA from Scylla paramamosain (green mud crab), 6892 nucleotides. RefSeq names its product UV radiation resistance-associated protein-like (gene Uvrag). Gene Ontology annotation, molecular function: SNARE binding. The record is from RefSeq and is a predicted model, not a curated record. Gene Ontology annotation, biological process: SNARE complex assembly. Gene Ontology annotation, cellular component: lytic vacuole; endosome. The transcript has 12 exons. Lineage: Eukaryota; Metazoa; Arthropoda; Malacostraca; Decapoda; Portunidae. Bases 1811 to 4351 code for a protein of 846 amino acids.